GUGUGUGUGUGUGUGUCACUGGGGCUGAGGGCGGCCUCACAGCCUCGAGCAGCCGCCGAGAGCCACACCAUGGACUUCAGUCAGGAGGGGCUGUUCGGACAAAUAGAGGAUCUGCAGGAGCUCAGCUUCAUCGAGAGACCCGUGCGCCGGUACCUGAAGACACCAGAAGAGAUAGAAAGACUGACAGUCGACGAAGAGCUCAAUGAUAUCGAAAGGGCUGUAUAUCUACUCAGUUCUGGUCAAGAUGUGCAACGAACCAGUGUUGUUGUUAAUCUACCUAACCUUGUGCGACAGAAUCCUUCUGACACACUUCGAAGGGUGGUGCCAAAGAUUGGAGAGGUACUACAUGUUGCGGGGGUGGAGAUGCAGUUAGCUGCUGCAGUCUCAUUUCUUACCAUCUUACAAGAAGAGUUGGUUUCCACCGCCGCUUACACCCACUCUUUCCUCCCGAUCAUAUUGGUAAGCCUGGAUCACAGGGACGCAGUGGUCAGCAAUGCAUGGUUGGAGACCCUUUUGACUGUGAUCAAUACAUUGCCAAAGGAAACAAUCAGACAGGAGAUUCUGUCCCCACUGGUUUCAAAGGCUCAAUUAUCGCAGACCAUCCAAUCACGUUUAGCGAGCUGCAAGAUUCUGGGUAAAGUCGCCAGGAAAUUUGAGUCUCACAUAAUAAAACGGGACAUUCUGCCUCUGGUGAAAUCACUUUGCCAGGAUGUAGAGUAUGAAGUUCGAUCCUGUAUGUGUCGUCAGCUGGAAUACAUAGCACAAGGCAUUGGGGUGGAGCAGACAAAAAGUGCAAUACUUCCUGAAUUAGUGGAGUUGGCAAGAGAUGAAGGGUGCAGUGUACGCAUUGCUGCAUUUGACACUAUUGUUAAUCUACUUGGCCUGUUUGACAGUGAUGACCGAACUCAAAUCAUCUUUCUGGUGAUGAUGUUUUGUGAGAAAUCGUUCAAAGCAGAUGAGUCAAUCCUCGCAUCUUUGUCGCUUCAGCUUGGAAAGCUCUGUCACGGUCUCUCGGGGAAUCUAACUGAUGAUCAACAGUUGUGGUUUCUGGAUUUCUAUAAGAAAUUUAGUACGUUAGGACUGCAACAUGAAAAUGGUCACAGCGAGCCCCAAAAUCAGCUCUAUGGAGCAGAUGCAGACACUAAAUAUGUGGCUGUCAGAAAGAAUUGUGCCUACAAUAUGCCAGCCAUGGUACUUUUUGUGGAUCCCAAACAUUUCUACUCGGAUCUUUAUCUCACUCUCUCUACCCUUUGUCACGAUCCUGAAGCUCUUGUUCGACGAGCUGUUGCUGCUGGCUUCCAUGAAGUCACUAAGCUGCUAGGUUCCAAUGCUUACUUAAUUCACAAAGAGCUGAUCAUGCUUUUGCAAGAUGAAUCACUCGAGGUGUUGGAUGCUCUCAUAGAUCAUCUUCCAGAAAUUCUAAAAGUAGUGACUGCAGGAGACCACGCUGGCACAGAUAGCAAGAUGCACGUUCCUGAUUUGAUUCCAGCUCUGAUGAUGGCUGAACAGAGAGCUGCCAUUUCGUUAAAAUGGCGAAUUCACGAGAAACUUUUGCUGACGUUUGCCUGUUUGCCAGAAGUUCUAUCCAGCGAUCACAUCUACCACAAGUUCUUACCCGUAAUGUUUAGAAUAAUUACCACAAACAAUGUUCUCCCAGUCCAAAGAGCCUCAGCCAGAACCCUGUGUGUGUUUGUUCGGCAUAACCGCAAACUGGAACAGCGACAAGAAAUAUGCUGUAAACUUGUUGAACAACUCGGUCAAGGAAAAAGUUAUUGGACCAGACUACGAUUUCUUGACACCUGUGAAUAUAUCCUUGAUAUGUUUUCAAAAGCCUUUUUCUGUAAAUACUUUUUUCUGCCUGUAGUUGAACUAUCAAACGACCCUGUUGCAAACGUAAGGAUUAAAUUAUGUUACAUGCUGCCAAAGCUGAAGUCUGCACUGAAACUGCCUACCGACAAACUCCUACUUCAACAACUAGAGCUUUCUGUUAGGAAAUUACUGUGUCAAGAAAAGGACAAGGAUGUCACUGCUAUAGUGAGAAUUAUUGUAUUGGAACUUGACAGAAUGGAAAUUACUGUGGAAUCUGUACCAAAAAAGAUGCAGGAAAAAGAUUUACUAGAUCACAAGAAGGAAAAGGAAGAAACUCUGCUGCUAGAAAUGGAAGAGAUGGAUAAACGGGGAGAAAACAAGGCAAAUGAAAAGAAAAUUUUUUCCUCUUUUGGCAAAGAUGGCAAGAAGAAGAAUAAACUGGGUCGUAGUCGUUCACUUGGUGGUCGAGUAGCUCCUCCAAAACUUGUUUCUUCUGAGCGUUCCACCAUAAAACUUACUGGGACAGGAAUGGGUUCGCAAACAAAUCUUACUUCAAAAAACACUCUACUGCCAUUUGAUGGGACAACCCAAAGUCAUUCCUCAGGUGGCAGUGGGACCUGCAGCCUGCCAUCAUCUAUGUCGGGAGCAAGUUCUCGUUUUUAUUCAGCCAACCCCCUUGAACAAAAAGCGAAUGGGAGUAAAGAUACUCUUCCAAAGAAGUUUAACUUGAAAAGCAGGAAAUCGAAUCCUUAACAGAAUGGAAGGAAAUCGUUGGACAGUGGUGUCAUGAAACAAAAGAGUGUGACUUCAGGUUUGAGCAAGUAUCUUGGACAAAUCUGGGUGAUGGGACAAAACAGAGACCUAAAGCUUUGUCUCAGCCACCAGCUUUGAGGAGGAAGCACUGAGCGUUUAAAAUAAAAGACUGCACUUUGGGUUUCACAAAAGAUAACUAUUUAUUCUCGUAUUUUGAUUUUCAGCUGUUGUUUUGAAUAUGUGCGUGUAUACGUGUUCAAAUGUACACGCAUACACACGCGUUUGCCUGCUUCACAGUGCUCUGUGUUUAUGACAGAAGACAUUACAGAGCUCCAAACGAAAAUACCUCCAGGUGCCCCCACGUGGAAUGCACAGAGAAAUCUUAAAACAUUUGCAACUGUGUCGUCUAACUAGCAAGAAUAUAGUUCAUAAAGAAUUCAGCAUGAUGAGGCUACCACAUUCUAAUCCAUGCAUUUAAAGGAGAUCAGAGAGUGAGUGUGGGGUGGGGUGGGGGAUGUGGAUGAGGGAUUAUUAUACUGUACGUCUUAGAUUAUUCUAAGUAUCGCUCAUUCACCCAUAAAAGAGCUGUGAGGUGACACAGAACAAUCUUAAAGUCAGUGUUGCAACUGAUAGAAUUCCAUUCUUCCUGUAACGUUUCAUAUCGCUUAACUCGACGCAUUAAAUGCAAACUGAGCGAUACUCCCAUCAGCGACACAGUUCCGCUGUAUUUGCCUGUAAACAUUCGGGAGAAUUUGACCUUUUCCUUUAGGAGUGGUUACAUUUCAGAUUUUUAAAAGUAAUCCACUUAAUUCACCGAGCUUUUGAGCCUUAUAGCGAGAGGGUUACAUUUUGAUUAUCCAAAGCAGAGGCUGUCAAAAUGUCGUCCUGUCCAAUAUACCUCUUAACCUUGUGGGAUGUGUUUUAGCCAACAUGCCAUUCUGGAUGGGGAGAGGAAAUGAUCCCAAACUACUUUCUGGAGUUAGCGUCACUUACACCAAUAUCAACUGCCCUAAUACAGUGCACUUUUGGUGUUGAGAUGAUGAAAAUCUGGGUACAUUUCUGGAACCAAAGAUUCAGCACAACAAUGGCAUUAAAUAUCCUAUAUCUCUCUUUAUCUCCUGCAAUGAUUUAAAAACAAAGCCUUAAGUGGCCUAUAUUUGUAAUUUGCUGUACAAUCCCUUAAUACUACCAUACCUGAGCAUAACAAUUAUUUUAACAAUUCUGAAUUAUUUCUACUUGCCUCGCUCUUCGAAUUAGUUUUUUUUUUAAAUGAAGCUUUUCAUACUUUUUGGGAACUGCAGAGACAAAACACUGAUGGCAUACAGAUACGUUUUUUUUAAAAAGAAACUGGAUAUCAGUAUUAUCAAUUGUUAGCCUUGUGUUGCAAGUAUAUUUCGUGACUGCUAUACACGGUACCCGCUUGAAUCUGUCAUGUUUGGGUUAUGUUUUCUCAACUUGCGACUAGAUGGCAA
This is a messenger RNA of Callorhinchus milii (elephant shark), 4034 nucleotides long. RefSeq names its product protein phosphatase 4, regulatory subunit 4 (gene ppp4r4). Gene Ontology annotation, cellular component: cytosol; protein serine/threonine phosphatase complex. Gene Ontology annotation, molecular function: protein phosphatase regulator activity. The record is from RefSeq and is a predicted model, not a curated record. Lineage: Eukaryota; Metazoa; Chordata; Chondrichthyes; Chimaeriformes; Callorhinchidae.